AGAGGUCCUUGCUUGGGAGCUGCCGACCCAGAGCCUAAAGAAGAAGGGGGAGCGCUGUCAUGGCGGCCAAGGUGAACGUUUGACAUUUUCUCUUCGGCAAAGUUUUCAGAUAUAUAAUGUGAAUAUUUUGAAUGAGUUCUGGGGUGUAACGUUUAAGGUAACUGCCCCGGACCCGAUAGUGUUAACAUGAACUGUGUGGCGCUGUCCAGACGCGUAAGGCUGUAAUAAGAUAGCCUCGCUAACCAGAGUGUGUGCACAGCACGAGCCUCAGUGUUGACUUAUCUAUUUACAGUGACUCCUGCUAGGAGGUGGGAGUUGUUAGGCAGUAAGAGAACAUUUUGUCCUCGAGUUUAAGCAGAAGAAAAAAGAAAAAUUGGUCAAGUGUUAGGAUGUGAGUGAUUUAGAUAAGAGUUAAACUCAUGAGACUGGGUCAGAACAUCCAUAACACGUCAGCUCGUAUGGGCGUUCCUGUUGGUCUACAAGGAUCCGUUUCUUUCAGGAAACUGGAGACAGGUGUGGGGACUGACGUGGUUUGGUAAAACAGAACAGCUACUGGAGCUCAAGCUGCUGUAAAAGAUGGUAGAAAAGUGUCAGAACACACAAAGUGUAUCAAAGUUAAGUGUAUCUGUAAAUGAGUCAGGGUGCCCAUGUAGACCCUGACCACUGCUAUAAGCUCCAAUAGUGGACAGUAGAACAUCAGAACUGGACCACAAAGUACUGGAAGCCAAGAGGGCACACAACAGCUUUGACUUGGUCUCUAAAUACCCCAGAUCACACUCCAUCUGAACGUUUGUGGGAUUUGGACAGCUAAGUUAGGUCAGUGGAGGCUGGAGCUCACAGCUUCCAAGACUUAUAGGAUCUACUGCUGACAUUUUGAUGCCAGAUAAUUCCACAGAGGUCCAGCAGAGUCUGUGGCUUUCAGGUCAGGGCUGGGUUCUUACAGACCUGACAAAAAAGGGGGCCUAUUCAGCGUUCGUGAGUGUUUAUGAUCUAUAUGCUUUGUGAAAGGUUUAGGAUAUAGAACCUACAGAAGUGUGCUUCAAAGGUCCAGAAAUAUAAUAUUAACUAUAUGAUUUUGGCAUAAUGACAGAUUAAGUCACCAAUUACUGUCAUAUAUCUUUAUUCAAAUGAAAACAUGAGCACUAGAAUUCUCUUACCUGAGUGUUUUUACAUACUGGUUUUGUUGUCUUCUUAUUAAUCUGUAGGUGGCCCUUGUGGCCGUCCCGACAGUGCUGGGAAUAGCCUCCAUCCGUGUGUACACUGUGAGUGAAGCUUCAACUGAUGGGCUCGUGACUCGAGAAAAGGUGAGGCCAUUUCAGAACAUCUCGAAGGGAUAUUCUGGCAUAAAAUUGAUUUAGGGUCAAACACGCCGUAACACCGAGUUAGACACCCCCUCGAGAGAUUAAUGUUACCGACCACUUGCUUCUGUAGUUUCACCAACUUUAGUAACAACCGCACGAUAGCAAAACACAGCGGUCUGAGGAGCCACACACAAACUUCAACCAAAACGCCACUCUAUAGCCACAAAUAAUGCUCAAAACAGCACCUAACUUCAUUAACAGUACAUAUAGAGAAGCAAGCGGUCAGUAACAUUCAUCUCUCGAGGGGGUGUCUAACUCUGUGUUAUGGUGUUUGACCCUAAAUUAAUUUAACACCGGAAUAUCCCUUUAAAUCAGAGAAAUUACUGCCGCUCACUGAACUGACAUACAUCAUAAUCCUCCCACUGAUUCUGCCUCUGUCCCCAGCUGAAUAUCUACACCCCACUGCCGCAGUCUGCCCCAGCUCAGUUUGUCCCAGAGGAACCAGGUUUAAUUCAGAGCGGGUUUACUACAACAAGAGAAGGCAUACUACCAGUUGCCCAAGCUGUUAAGGUAUGAAGGUUUUGCUGUGCGUCCAUGCAUGAAGAUAACAGAGUGAAAUUCACUGACAACAGCCCUGAGAAAUUACUCAUUCUUUCACACUCUGUCUGACACACUGAAAACCAAUAUGAGCCCAGAACACGUAACACGUAAGUAAGUGUUAUGUUAAUGGAACGAAAGCUAAACACUAUAAAGACGUCUGAUCUUGCACCUGCAGUGUCAGUUUUCCAACCUUGAUUUUUGUUCCUCUUGAUUGUGGUUACAGAGCACAAUCCCAUGUACUGCAUGUGCUCGGUGCAGAUACAAUUUUUGCAAAGGAGUUAGACAGGAAGUCGCGUUCGUGCAGUUGCAGCUGAAGCUUUUAGGUUUGCUGCAAGGAGAUGUUAGAGUUUGAUAACAUGAAAGAUGAGGAAACACCACACAAGGUUUCAUACGCUUGUAAUUCAUUUAUGUCUGGAAAGUGAAGUUUUUGUGGUUUCUUGUAGUGGGUGAUUUCAGCUCUUUCCUUUUGUUUUUGACAGGGUGCCUAUGUGUCUGUUAAAACUGGGACUAUUAAUCUAUACCACGCUGGAGAGGGUGAGUCAUCAGUGGGUACCUGAAAGCAUCUAAUAAACGUAAUAUCCUCCGCCUCUGGAAGUCUAAAACUGAGUUAUCUGUCAUCUCUACAAUUACAAAGCAGUCAGACACGAGACUGAUGUGCAGUUUUGGUGUCACUGCGGUGUUUGUUUUUAACAUAAACUUCGACACCCUAAAUUUAUUGGUAUUAUUGAUAAAUUACUAUCAUGUAAGGUUAGAUUGUAAAUACGCAACUCCUAUUACGUGGGAUGGAGAAUUUGUGACGUGCGUGAUGAAGCUGGAACAUCUCACACGAUCUCUCAAUAAUGCAGUUAUAUGCGUCACAGCUUUUACUGUAAUACAGUUAGUUUUCAAACUAAUCCAACAAUAUAAGCAAAAGGUCAGACUUGCGGUUAUCCCAGAGAAUGUUCAUCAUCAUGUUUACUGUGUUUGUCUGAUUUCCAGAUGUGUAUUAUUAUUUGAAAGACCCUCCCCCGGGGUUUCUACCCAGAUUUGGCACCAUCACAAUGGCUGGCCUGCUCGGCAUGUUCUUGGCACGGAAAGGUAAAAUGAUCCCCUGUUAAUACAUCAAAAGACUUACUGGGAAUAACAGUUUUUCAUAUGUAAACAGUGAAUGAAUUAUGACGGUGUUACAGUGAAAGUAAAUCACCAUAAAUCAAUCAAUCAAUCAAUCAAUCAGUCUUUAUUUAUAUAGCACUUUUCAUACAUAACAUGUAGCACAAAGUGUUUCACACAGAAAAAGGAAUAAAAAAAACAAAGAAUACCCAAAUUUACCCCAACCCAAGAUUAAAAGAAUACCCAAAUCAACCCCAGCCCAACCCCUCAUUCCCACCCCACAAUCUAAUUGCAACAGAAACAGUAUUAAAAUGCAUAUAGUCAGAUAGUCCUGAUAUAUCACAAUACUUAACCUCACAUCAGCUAAUAACCUUCACAUCAUUCGAUGAUUAUGCUAACAAGUGUAGCACAACAGCAAAGCAAUAUGAAGUUUUAGAGUCUGAACAAGGGCUGGCAUGAAAUCACAUUUUCCCCUCAUGAUUAUUAUGGCAGAAAAGAAUCAUGACGACAAUAUUAUCACUAUAUUUUUGGAAAACUUAAAAAAAAAAACACUUUCAUUCAAAUUGACAUGCCCUUUUAUAAAUGUUACUUCUGUAGAACACAAUUGUAGCUGGCUUUGCGGUCUGUACGUGUGCCCAUAUACAGAGGUUAUGACUUCAGCAGUCGGCCUGGGUUCUUUUCUAGCCUGUGGCUACUUUACCACAUGUCACUCACGGCUCUCUCUCUCUCCCUGUUUCCUAACCCGUCCACUGUCCUGCCCUCUCCAAAUAAAGGAAAAAAGUCAGAAAAGUUACCUUUUUUUUUCUUUCAAAGAAAAACAGCAUCAUUUUUGAAAACAUUAGAUUUUUAUUUUUAAUUGCUCUGAGGUCUGGGGCUGAAACUUGUUUGUCAUAUACUGUAUAAAACAUCACUACUUUCACACUGUAGCAUUCCCCGGACAUGGAAACCCACCCCCCACCCACUGAUUACGUGCAUGUACAGACCACAUUACAAACCUCACUGAUGAACCACAGAGGUUAAAAGAAGAGCAGCACAAAGUCAAAUUUCUGUCUUUAAGUUUCUCUUCUUUCAGUUUUUCUUUCUGUUUUUGUUUUGGAAACAUUUGAUCAAAACUUCAGCGAUAGCUUCUUUACCUAAAGUACUUUACUCCUAACAAAGUCACCUACUUAAUUUAGAAAAUGUCUGGUCUUGGGUCAGACAGGGUUGGAAGGAGGGUUGUGUAAAUCUGCGUCACUGUUAGUUUAAACAAGUCACAAUAGGUCAUGUGUAUGUAACCUUUCCAGAUGAAGCUGUUCUCCAGGGUUUAACUUGUGCCAACUUCAACUGCCAAUCUUCAUGAUAAACUUUAUUUUAGGAUCUCGUUUCAAGAGAGUAGCUGUGCCGAUGGGUCUGAUGAGCGCUGGGGCUUCAGUGUGCUACCCGGCCCAAGCUGUGGCCGUGCUGAAGGUAACAACCACUGUUUUUGAAUGCCGACAUCUCUGAAAUCAGGUACAAACACAGUGUUCAACACAAUGUUGUUGUUGUUUUUUUUUUCAUACAAGGUGACGAGUAAGAAGGUGUAUGCUGCAGGCCAGUGGAGUGGCGCUGCCGUGUCUUCACUGUUCACCUCAAAGCCCAAGGAGCCCGUUGCCAAAGAAGUUGCUGCCUCACAGCCAGAGGUUAGCAGUCUUACUGUAUCAAAUGUACAAGUGUAAGCACUUGUUUGUAAGUAAAAGAGCUGCAAGGGUGUUUUCAGUAUGUGGCAGUGACUAAAAAGCAGCUGCUUUCUUCCCACGAAUGAUUUCCGCUCAACAUUAUUAAUUUGCUCAAGAAACCGCCAACUGUCUCUCAGAGGGUUAGAGACUGCCCUUGUUUUUUCCUUUGUAAUACUUCAAAUGUAGUUAUAUGGAGUCAAAAGUCAAAGGUAUUGCUUUGAAUAAAAACAAAGACAACUGUUAAACAGUCUGUACAGUCUUUUGCUUUUAAGUUCCAGCUACAUAUAAAAUGCUCAGUAAGUUAACACUUUUUUUUCUGUUAUGGUAGGCAGCUCCUGUGCCAAAUCCAGAGUCUGCUGUGGUAACUGAACCUCCAGAGAGCAACCCAGUCCUGAGCUCUUCAAUCCCUGAGAAAGAGGCAGUAUCAGCUGAGCCUGUUCCCAUCUCUGAAGAUCCUAUUGUUGCCGUUGUAACAGACAAGGAGUCAUCAGUCACACUCCCAGAGAUAUCACCAGACCAGACCUCUACAGAGGCCAAUACAGGUGUUAUAGAUAUUGAUCUCUGUCCGCCUCCUUCUGUGUCUCAAUCUCUUUUGUUUCACACACAAUCACACAAAGGCUUCUACUGAUGAUAGGCGGUGUCCCCUCUGUCUAUACAGAUCCAGUGGUACAUUCAGUGCCAGUCGAGACAGAAACCACCAUAACAUCAGAGGAAAUGCCAGCACCUGUUGAAAGUGAACCCGCUGGCACAAAGCAAGUAGCCGAGGACGCAUCCACUGAUGUCAGUUCAGCUGAGCCAACACCGAGCUUAGAGUCUGCUCCAGUGGAGGCAGCUUCAGUGGAGGCCUCUCCUGUAGAGUCUGCUCCAGUGGAGGCAGCUUCAGUGGAGGCCGCACCAGUAGAGUCUGCUUCAGUGGAGGCCGCUCCAGUGGAGGCCUCUCCUGUAGAGUCUGCUCCAGUGGAGGCAGCUUCAGUGGAGGCCGCACCAGUAGAGUCUGCUUCAGUGGAGGCCCCACCAGUAGAGUCUGCUUCAGUGGAGGCCGCUCCAGUGGAGGCCUCUCCUGUAGAGUCUGAUCCAGUGGAGGCCACACCAGUAGAGUCUGCUCCAGUGGAGGCCACUCCAGUAGAGUCUGCUCCAGUGGAGGCCGCACCAGUAGAGUCUGCUCCAGUGGAGGCCGCUCCUGUAGAGUCUGCUCCAGUGGAGGCCGCUCCAGUAGAGUCUGCUCCAGUGGAGGCCGCUCCAGUGGAGGCCGCUCCUGUAGAGUCUGCUCCAGUGGAGGCCGCACCAGUAGAGUCUGCUCCAGUAGAGUCUGCUCAGGUUGAAGCUGCUGUGGUUGAGCCUUCUCCAGUGGAAUCAGCUCCAUCCCAGCCUGAUACGGUAGAGGCUGUUCCAAUUGACUCUGUUCCCACCUCUGAAGAACUUCCUGCUCCAGAGGCCGCAGAUGCACCAUUAGGUACCAGAUGUUGUCUGCCUCAUAAUGUCAAAGAGCAGAAAAUAUACCAGUAAUGAAAAAACUUUGCCUGAACUUAUUUGCUCCCUUAGCCUGGCUGAUGGUUUGAAAGUGAAAUAUCUUUCAAAGUUGUUUGAAGAGAAUGGAAGAGUAGUUCUUUAAAACCUCCUUUAAAAAUGAUAAAGCUGAUGUCACUACUGAGGAAAACUAAUUGGGAAGUCCCAAAAAAUUAUUUUGAAUAACUUCUUAGCAGAACAGACCUCAAAUUUAUAUAUGUGAUGUUUACGGCCAAUCAAAGUUUUCCACACAUUCCUACGAAUAAUGAUAUUUGUACAACGUAAUCAUAGCUUGUAUUAAGGUGGAAACACAUCUGUUUAUGCCUCUGCUAUUGACCCUGGUUUGUGUUUUGACCCAUAAACAGUGCCAGCUGUUGAACCAUCUGACCCCACAGCUGCAGCUGAAGAUACACCAACAGCAUCAUCUCCUCUACAGCCUACAGUGGAAAACAACCAAGGUACUGAGCCCAUUCUGCGCUCCCUCCAUUGUGCCGCUUUGUUUGUUGGACAUGAUUGUCCUGAGCGCACACUCACAAACACACACAUCUGUCCCAUCCAUCACCAGAAAAUCGAAACAUCUGGGUUUGAUGUCUUUCGACAAGCUUGAGUGUGAUCACAUGAUUGUCAGUGUCCUUAAACAUACCGUUUGUAUCUUGAGUAGACUUAUAGAAACCUGUACUGUAAAAGUAUGUUUGUAUUUCUUUGUAAAGAUAAUUUUAACAUCAAUUUAGGACUUAAAAUUUGAAAAUGCGUGAGAUUGUUUUUUAAUAGUUGAAAAUAUCCAUGCUUCUUUCUUGUCUGUGAAUUAAUUUAUCAUUAGAAGUGUUGUGAAAGGAGUACUAGUGCUAAUGUUAUGUCAAUAUGACAUCCGCAGAAGAUUUUAGUUUUGUUUUGAAAAGGACAGUGCAGCAUGCUUUGAAAAAAAAUGGCAAGAUGUUGAAAUUGUAGAUCAUGUGUCGCUCGAACUGCCCCUGAGCCACUCUCAGCCCAACACACGAGCCUCUCCUCUUUGAGAAACACAUCUAUAUAUUCAGCAGUCUGACAGAUUCAGAAGUGGAGGAGUUAGAAUAAUAUUCACCGAAUAAAUCAUGGGAGGAAUCUUAUGUAAUGCCGCCAGAGUCAACAUUUGGAUGUGUGCACUUUGAAAACUUGAGCAAUGUGUUGGAGCACGCAGUUUGAAAUGUUCUGAACAGCAAGGUUUUAAUCCAAGCAGAGGAGCAAUAAUACAGUGAUCUCAUACUGCAGGGCACCAUAUUUCACUCAGGAAAAACUGUUGCGUGAAAAUGUGUCUCUUUACUCAAAAUAACCACGGUCUCAUAGGAAAACAGCUCCACACAUGAAUGGAUAAGUCUCACUAUAUCCAGAUAUCUUGAAAUUCAGUAUAUUCCAGGAAGAUUUGGUGGUUAUUGUGAUUUUGAAUCAAAUGGAAAUUGCAGGACACUCUGGCUUUGACAUUGGUACUCUUCAUAUCUUUUGGGUUUUAGCUAAAUCCUUUGAAUUUUGCAAUGUUUUACUUCUAAACCUUUGACUCAAAGUGUGAUGCAUUUCUCUUUCUGCCCUCCAGGGGGCUCUGGUUUCAAGCCUGACCCGGCUUUGAUGGACUUUGGCCAGUCUAGCCCAGAGGAUGACGACCUGUACAGCACACGCAGCUAAAAUACCACAGCCAGCCUCAGGAAGAAAUCUCAUUCCCACACUGCCGUCUUGUAACCUAUUCAGAUACCAACAUUAUAUCACAGUGCAGUAUAAAUAGGCCAUUUUGGGGGCAAGCAGGUUAAGAAAGUCUCCUUCAGAUUUUCACUUUCAUUUCUUCAGCCCACAUGAUUCAUAUUUCUGAGGAGCUUUAACUGAGUUUGCUGUUUGAGUAAUGGAAUGAAUUCCCGCACACAGAAGCGAAUGGAGUUAUGUAGAAGGGCAGUAACUUGGAAAAACAAUCCUCCCACAGCAAGCCUUUCGAAUCACAGAUGGCAGAUUGUGAAAUUUACUAUCUGCAUGUGUCAUUUAACAAUUACUGGAUAACCCGGGACAGCCGCCGGAGUCAUGAAUGCAUGGUGCUUUUAUUUACUGUGAAUGAGCCCACUGCAUUGUUAUGAAAUUAUACUGCACAUGUGCUGGUAAUGAUUACAAGAUGGACCAGUGCAGCUCCAUUUGUUUCAUCAGAAAUGUUUCUCAGUUGUUUAAAACCAAAAAUAAAUUUAUAUUUUCAUGGUUUUAUGUUGUAUUUUGUUCUAAUCUGGAUACUUACAAUUAAAGCCGUGUUCUGUAUUAUCAACAAUUACAACUCUGUCAUUUGAGCAUCAUUGAGCUCCUUACAGAAAUGAUUGGCUCAUGACUGACGGCAAAACAAAAUCUCUGUUUCUGUCUCAUGACAAUGGAGUCUCAGUUUUUAUAAUCUUACAACCAAUGAAAAACUAUCACUGUGACAACAAUCAACCGAUUUGAAUAAUUAAUUAAAGUCUUUUGUGCUCACAAAGAUCAUGAAA
Molecule: messenger RNA, 8670 nt
Organism: Xyrichtys novacula (pearly razorfish)
Lineage: Eukaryota; Metazoa; Chordata; Actinopteri; Labriformes; Labridae
Source: the annotation of a GenBank genome assembly